Messenger RNA from Xiphophorus maculatus (southern platyfish), 1782 nucleotides. RefSeq names its product secreted frizzled related protein 1 (gene sfrp1a). Gene Ontology annotation, biological process: non-canonical Wnt signaling pathway; canonical Wnt signaling pathway; negative regulation of canonical Wnt signaling pathway. Gene Ontology annotation, molecular function: Wnt-protein binding. The transcript is spliced from 3 exons. Lineage: Eukaryota; Metazoa; Chordata; Actinopteri; Cyprinodontiformes; Poeciliidae. The record is from RefSeq and is a predicted model, not a curated record. The coding region runs from base 1 to 921 and encodes 306 amino acids.
AUGAGGUCCGUUUCUGCUCUCUGGAGAACGAUCGGGAUGGUCGUGACGGUGGCGUUCAUGUCGGCGUGCAGAGCGUCGGAGUACGAGUACGUGACUUGGAAGGUGGAUUUUUCUUCGAGGCCCAUCUACGGCAAGUCCCCCCAGUGCGUGGGGAUCCCGGAGGACCUGCGGCUCUGCCACGGCGUGGGCUACGCCGAGAUGCUGCUGCCCAACCUGCUGGAGCACGAAACGAUGGGGGAGGUGAAGCAGCAGGCCAGCAGCUGGGUGCCGCUGGUGCACAAGAGGUGCCACCCGAGCACGCAGGUCUUCCUCUGCUCGCUCUUCGCACCCGUGUGCCUGGAUCGCCCCAUCUACCCGUGCCGGAAGCUGUGCGAGGCGGUGCGGGACGGCUGCACCCCGAUCAUGGAGGCGUUCGGCUACCCGUGGCCGGAGAUGCUCAUCUGCGACAAGUUUCCCGAUCAUGACGUGUGCAUUACCAUGGCGCCCAACGUCACCGAGGCCCCCGAGACUACAGGCCCCCCUUCCGUCUGUCCUCCAUGUGGCAAUGAAAUGAAAACAGACACCAUGUUGGAGCACAUGUGUGCCAGCGAGUUUGCUAUCAAGGCCAAGAUAAAGGAGGUGAAACGAGAAAACGCGGACCGCAAGGUGAUCCUGCAAAAAAGAAAGAAGUUGAUAAAACAGGGGAACCUGAAGAAGAAAGACCUAAAAAAGCUGGUGUUGUACUUGAAGAACGGCGCGGACUGCCCAUGCCAACAGCUGGACAACAUAGCGAACCAGUAUCUAAUCAUGGGCCGGAAGGUGGAUAAGCAGUACCUCCUCACAGGCAUCCACAAGUGGGACAAGUCCAACACGGAGUUCAAAAAGGCCAUGAAGACACUGAAAACCCACCAAUGUCCUGAAUUCACACACACAUUUAAAUAGUACACCCGCAGCCCCCGAAUCUAGUUGAAUUGCAUUCUACAUUUGAACUGGCAAAAGCACCGCCAAACUUUGCUUUCUGUUGUUCUGUUUAUAUUCCUACAUAUCUCUGUAUUUUUACACAUAUUCUUCAGAAUGUCCGCUGCUCGGUUUAGGAUAAACUCGGCGGUGAAUGACGACAAAAGGUGAAUUUAAUGUGAGCCCUUCAGGUCAAGGGGAAAGACUGCCGAGUCAGAGGGUGGGUUGGUUUUUCUGACCAAACGCUUGUAUUUCUAAAAGUUAGAUUAAUUCUGCUUACAAGUUUUCUACGGUAAAUAUAAAGUCAUGUCAAUUUUAUUUUGAUGUAUGUAGCUGAAAGUAGCAAACAUUAUAUAAUUGUUGCUAUGGAUAGGCCUUGCUAGCAUGUUCCUGCUUCAAUGUGCUAACGUCGGCUAACCCUGAAAAGAGGCAAGAAAACCUAUUCUUGAGUCUUGAGAACUUAUUGUUUUAACCUAUAUGUGUGUGCUUGAGCUUUGACAGUGACAAAAAGUAUGAGAUAUUGCUUCUGUAUGAUAAAUACAUGUCAAGCUGAGCGAAACACAGUUAGCAUUGAGGAAAUGCUUUUUGUUGGGUUUCAUGAUGCACAUUGCGAAGUCUGCUUUAGUAUCGGUUCAUGUGUUUUUCUGUGUGUUUAAAAUGCUAAAUCUGGCACAGUGUAUCUAAACUUGGUGUUUAUGUCUGUUCUGCUUUGACAUUUCCACUUUAGCACAAUUUCUUUUUUCAUAUUUGAAUGUCAGUAUUGCUCAUUACGUAUACUGUACAUAUAUAAAUUUGACAUAAAAUAUGAAAAAAUAAAACAGUGUCACAAAGUAUUAAUUCACUGUA